UAGGAGAGAAGCGCACAGAGCCCGACCAUCCAUUGGGCCAAUUUCAGCAAGUUUCCCCACUGACUGGAUUCUGUCUGCAGCCGGAGCUCGUGGACUGAGUGUGCUUCCCGCUGUGAUACACACUCGCUAGAGGAAGAGUUAACCGGAGAGUUCCUUCUAUCACAACAAAACCAAAAAGCAGCGCAAAAAAAAAAAGAAAAAAAAAAAAGACGCAGAAAUGACAGUCGAGUUCAUUUCACCUCGAAACCACUGAGAACCGCAUCCUCCUGCGCUGCAUCCAGUCGUUCAACCGUGUGGGAAGAUGCGACGGAGUUACAGGAUGAAUCCCGCUUUCGUAGCAGUGUUGCUUGGAGUGGUUGGAGCUCUGGCCAAUAAAGAGGAUUGUUUGUCGGGCCAGUAUACAGCCAGCGGGGAAUGCUGCAUUCAGUGUCAGCCCGGAGAGGGGGUCACCAGACCAUGUGGAGUCACACAGACUGUCUGUGACCCUUGCCUUGACAGUGAAACUUUCUCAGAAAACCUGAGUCACACGGAGAAAUGCCAGCCGUGCACACAAUGCACAGGUCUACUCCGCAUGGAGACGCCCUGCACGGACUCCAACGACGCCACCUGUGUGUGCAACUACGGCUACUACCUGAAUGAAAUCUCUCAGCGGUGCCAACCCUGCACCAAAUGUCCUGAAGGCCAGGGCAUGCUGCUCAGCUGCGAGCCUGACCAUGACACUGUGUGUGAGGAGUGCAUCGGGGACACGUACUCAGACCAGGAAAGUUCUCGAGAGCCCUGCAUCCCCUGCACCCUCUGUGAUGAAGGGGAUGAGUUACAGGCCUGCACGUCUGUCAGUGACACAGUUUGUCAAGUUCGCUACAUGACCACGCCAUUCAUAGAUUCAUCCACGUCCAUCUAUGAAGACCUUCUAUCAGAGGGCCCUACAGACAGCACCACCACUACCACCAACGGUGAUUCCCAGGAGCGGCUCUAUCAGGGUCUGAACGACAAACUCAUUCCCAUCUACUGCUCGAUCCUUGCAGCCGUCGUGGUUGGCCUCGUGGCGUUCAUCAUCUUCAAGAAGUGGAACAGCUGUAAGCAGAACAAGCAAGGAGCCAAUAACUGUACAGCUAACCAGAACCAGACGCCAUCCCCUGAGGGGGAGAAGCUGCACAGCGACAGCGGCAUUUCUGUGGACAGCCAAAGUCUGCAGGAGCAGCAGGGCCAGACUCAAGCACAGACAGUUGUCACCAUGGAUGAUGAGCCUUGUUUGCUCCUUCCUCUUCACACCAGAGAGAGAGUGGAGAAGCUGCUGUUCAGGGGCAGUGAGGGAGAUGACUGCGACCACAUGGAUGACAGCGACUGGUGCAACCUGGCGGGCCUUCUCGGGUACGAGGAGGAGCGGAUCGCGACUUUCCGGCAGGAAGAGCAUCCUGUCCGCGCACUCUUGUCCGACUGGGCGAGCAAGGACUGCGCCAGCAUCGACACGCUGUGCACAGCACUGCGCAAGAUCAACCGCGAUGACAUCGCCCAGAGUCUUGUGCUGAGCCCAACUGCUGCAAAGCCAACCGCCACCUCUGUAGUGUGAUUUAAGCUUAACAGAGAGCAAACCACCUGAACCUUAGCCUUAAAAUUCUUCUGUGGCCUCCCACAAUCCACAUAAUUCAUGCUAUAACCGCUUUAAGCUGUUCCCUCCUGAAGCCAGCAGUACCAUGAUGAUCAAAUGCCAUGAAUCUUGAUGAAUCGUUCCAUGUUUAAUCAACAGUCCAGAAAGGAAGAGGCCAGAAAUCAGAUAAAACUGAAUGAAUAUCAAUUUCCUGAAUCAAAUCAAUGCGAAAGAAGCAAAAACUUUUCAUUUAACUGUCAGGAUGUGCGUGUAAUCAGUCAUUUUCCACACUAUUUAGCAUUCAGCUGACCGUUUCAUGUGACUUUAUUAACCAUGGAGCAGCAGUGGGCUUGGAACUGAAGUUAAAGUGGAUACCUGGCUCUUGAUCCUCUGCAUCUUUAUUCUUCAUUCUUAAACAAGAAUAGUCAGUGUGGCCCUUACUAAUAGCCUUCAUAAGCCAGUGUCGUACCUCUACAUGUUACUUUUCAAAUCCAUGCUACCAAAGAGGAGUAAACGUCUCCAGACCAUACCUGACAAGCGACAUUACUUACAUGCCAUGUUACUCUUUUUGAAUUUAAGUUGACAAAUGGCUUGUGUCUGUUACUGCUACCGGAUUGAGGCCUGCAUACCACAGAGUAUCUGGAUCUUUGCAAAUAUGACAAUCUGAGGAAAGACGCUUGGACGCAUUUCAAAUGAACCUUUUCUCCUUCAGCAAAAACAAAAGUCAAGUACAGGUAUUUACUCUGCUUUUAAAUAUUUGUGUUAGAUUUAAAACAUGGAGUUCCAGCACAUGUGGAAUUAAUCUCGAUGUUGGCUUUGUCUUAAAUGACUUCUGCAGACUCUUUUUUUUCCCCAGACAAGUUCUAGAUGAACUGCUGGCUGGACUUUGCCAACCAGGUGGUCUGUGGGGCAGAUCAUUGACCGAGGCAACAUGAGACUCCAGUCUAUGUGCUUGGGCCUAUCUGCGUAACACAGGAGCUCCUACACAGAAUCCUUCAUACUGACCCAGAAAAGGGAAGGACGUGGGACUCAAAACUCAAGUCACCCAGUAACAACCAUGUAUUCUUUAUGUACAUAAGGAGACAAGUGCACACAUCAAUUAGAGACAUGCACAUACUAUACAUACAUACAGUACACACAUAGACCUGCAGUAUGUAGCCAUGCAUGCAUGUACUAUACAAACACACACACAGAACAUGUAUGUAUUUGCAUUGUUGUUUAGUCUAGGAGACACAGAAAACUUCAGAUCCUGCCAUAUACUGUAUGGAGCAGUCUUACAAGGGGACCAUAUACUGUUUAAUCUCACUGUUAGUAGAAAAGAUAAGGUAACUGUGUCUUUCAAAUAUGUCUAAAAAUUGUAUGAUUUGCGAUGUGCACUAUAGAUGGUGAAAUGCUACAUUAACAGUAAACAGCAUGCAGAAACUAGCAACUCAUUGUCAGCCAGUGCACAAAUCCCAAGACAAAACAAAUGUACAUAGAGUACAAAUGACCAGGAUGCAAAGCAAAAACCCAGGGUUUUCUAUCUUUUUUGCUUCAUUUCUCAGGGUAUCUUAAAUGAUUGUGUUACAUCGAUAUAACACUUAAUAUUUCACCCUCUAUGACUAACUGAACGAUCUAUAAUUGUUCAAGAGGAGACGUUGCUUAUCCAAAGCAGUGACUCUUGCGACUGACAAUCCUUCAACAGGUGAAUUAGAGUGGGGAAACGGGACAGAGAAAAAAAAAAGAAAAAGGGUGUCUCGUUUCCUCAUUGUUUUCAACAAUGGCUUCUGGAUAAAAGGCAAGCCAGUAGAGACAUACGUCAAAGGAUGUGGGAUGAAUUCAGGCGAAAGGAAAGCGGAAAAGUUUUGGAUUACUUAAAUGUAAAGGUGAAACCCAGGAAUCUGCAUUUGCAUUAAUCAGCUUGUUUGUGUAUAGAAUGGCAUUCCUCUGGCAUUAUGUGCUUUUUACUUUGUAUUGUGUUGCACCUAUUUGGUUUGAAUUUGUCAAAGCAUACUUCAACAUCAUAAUUAUAAUAUGAUUAUUGUGCUGCCAACUGAUGACCCAUCAGACCUACUUUUUUCCCCUUUUUGUUUAUCGUCUAUUUUGGGGGAAAAUGUGAAGGAGCAAAUAGUUUACUGUGCUAAACUUACCUAUAUCACCACUUCAUCUGUUACUCUGGGUACAGAUUGUACAUUGUUACUAACCAUUAGCAUACUGAGCUUCAUGCUGUAGUGUUACUUUAAAUGAAGGUAUUCUCACUCUACUCUCAAAAGUUUGUUGUAUUUUAAUUCCCAAAUAACAAUUGUAUAUGGUAUUAUGUUUCUCUUAUUGUCCUAGAUCGUAGCACUUACAUGUGUAAUUAUGUUUGUCUGUUUUGCAUCACAAGUGCCUGGGAACUAUUUCAGGUGUCCGCUGAUGUUGUAUAUUUCUGUUUUUGUAAGUAUAUCUUCUUGAGUUCUUGUUUUUUUUAAACUUGUAAAUAAUUUGUAAUUUUCAUUUUCAGUUUUUAUCUUAGUUAACGCCUGGAAGGUGCCACUGUAUAAUAUGUGAAUGGGGACUUUGUUACAAUAUCAGUGCUGUCCAAGUUUAAAAGAAAGUCCAAAGGGUAGAGAGGUACCUUUGUGAGGUAUUUGGUGCAAUUGACACAAAUGGGGAACACAUAUUUAAAAUACCUAAUCAGAACUGUAGACUCAAAUCUCCAUCACUUGAGUAGUGAAAUACACUCACUCACCUUUUUGCUGAGAGCUAUAUGAGAAGAUUGAUGCCACUCUUAGACGUGUUUAUGAUAAAUUUAGCUAGAGCCAGAAGCUUAGCUUAGCAAAAAGACUGGAUAUAGAGGGAAACAGUUCACUUGGCUCUGUUGUUUGUUUAAUACGUUAAAAAAAAGUGUUGUGCUGUGUCAGAGCUAGGCUAGCUGUUUCCAUAAGUUUCUAGUCUUUAUGCCGAGCUAAGCUAACUGACUGCUGACAUGUAUCAGACAUAUACAGAGUGGUAUCAAUGGUGGUAUCGAGUGGUAUCAAUCUUUUUAUCUUAGUCUUGGCAAGAAAGCAAUAUUUCCCAAAAUAUCAGACUAUAUCUUUAAAUUGAAAACACCCCAUAUGUGCAUUUUUUUAAGUGUUGCAAGAGUAAGUAUUCAUUAAAUAACAAAAAUAGACAAACUAUAGUCUAGAUAUGUACAACCUACUUUAUUACGUUUUUCCCUUGAGGCUUUGACUCAAGGCACAUGUUGCAUUUUAAGUAAGAAGUUGAAAGAAAUGCAAGUUCUUAGUUACCCGAAAUGUUGCACAAAACUUAUAGGUCUUAGUAUGACUUUGCUUUGAUAAAUUGAUGAAGUUUAUUAAUUAAUAGUAGGUAGUAAUAGGAAACACUCUUCACUUUGGUUUAACGACACCAAAGAAAUUAUUUUUGUUAAGUGCUUGUGUUCAAUAUUAUCCAUCACCACAGAAAGACCUUCCCUGAAAGCCUUUUGUCCAUUCUACAAUAGCUUAGUCAACACGACAUGUCUUGAGAGUUUGUCAGAAACUGGUACUGAAGAUUGGGGGCCAUUCCUUGGACAGUAUUUGUUUGGUUUGAUCGAUAUUAGAGAUUUAAUUGGCCAGAAGUUGAAUUGCUUGAACAGAAAACCCAACUGAAGGUGAACACGUCACGAUAUUGCACUUGAGAGUAACAAAGUAAUCUUGCAGAUGGUGGUGGGAGGUUGGAGAGGGGGAACUAAAAGACUGUCUUUGGAGGAUGAAAAAUUAAAAAAAAAAGCCCUGGUAAUGUAGCUCAUAUUGACAAGACUGACAGUGCACCAGGACUGAAUUGUACAAAUGUGAGAAAUACUGAAUGUUCCUUGUAUACUAAUACAUAUACUGUACUAUACUUAAUGUGAAUUUGCAAAAUUCCUACCGCAGACAAGCAGUAAAACCACUAAUAAAGCUCUUAAAUGCA
Molecule: messenger RNA, 5500 nt
Organism: Seriola dumerili (greater amberjack)
Lineage: Eukaryota; Metazoa; Chordata; Actinopteri; Carangiformes; Carangidae
Gene: ngfrb
Product: tumor necrosis factor receptor superfamily member 16-like
Exons: 6
Coding region: 302-1570 (422 amino acids)
Biological process (GO): Rho protein signal transduction
Cellular component (GO): plasma membrane; cell surface
Molecular function (GO): death receptor activity; nerve growth factor binding; coreceptor activity
Source: RefSeq, a predicted model, not a curated record